CCCCGCCUCAAACCUCGUUCUCGCGAGACUCGGCCGGCCCGGCGCGGCGAGGCCGAAGCGCUCCGGGCCGUUUUCAAACCGAGCAUCGCGGGGCUGCGGCCCGGCCACGAAAUGGCGGAGAACGACAAACCGGAGGCUGCGGCUGCUGCGCUGCAGCGAGGGGCCGAGGAGGCCGCCAUGGCCGGUCAGCCGCCACCGCAACAGCAGCAACCGCCACCGCAACAACAGCCGCAACAACAGCCGCCGCAACGUGAGGAGGCCGCGGCGGCGACCGAGAGCGGUGGGGGCAGCGCAAAUGGCGUCAAAAUGGAUAAUGAUGAGACGGCAAAAGAAGAGAAAGCACCAGUGAAAGAGAAGCAUGCAAAACCGAAGGCAAUCCCUUCUCUGGGAAACAAGAAUAGAUUCCACCCUUAUUCAAAGGAGAAGAACGCAGGCAGUGCAGAGAAGAAGACUAUUAAUCGUAAUAGAGUUUUCAUUAGCAACAUCCCAUAUGACAUGAAAUGGCAAGCUAUUAAAGAUCUUAUGAGAGAGAAAGUUGGUGAGGUUACAUACGUGGAGCUGUUUAAGGAUGCUGAAGGAAAAUCAAGGGGUUGUGGUGUGGUUGAAUUCAAAGAUGAAGAAUUUGUUAAGAAAGCGUUAGAAACUAUGAACAAAUAUGAUCUUAGUGGAAGACCACUGAAUAUUAAAGAGGAUCCUGAAGGUGAACACGCUCGCAGGGCAUUGCAGCGCGGAGGAGGACAAUUUGCAGGAGGACAUGGACCUGAUAUUGCACCUGGAUUGAUGAAUUUACCACCUUCUAUUGUCAAUAAUCCAAACAUUCCUCCUGAGGUUAUCAGUAACUUGCAGGCAGGCAGGCUUGGGUCCACUAUUUUUGUUGCAAAUCUUGACUUUAAAGUUGGUUGGAAGAAGCUAAAAGAGGUAUUCAGCAUUGCUGGAACUGUAAAGCGUGCAGACAUCAAAGAAGAUAAAGAUGGCAAGAGUCGAGGAAUGGGAACAGUUACCUUUGAACAAGCAAUUGAAGCUGUUCAAGCAAUAUCUAUGUUCAACGGACAAUUCCUGUUCGAUAGACCUAUGCACGUAAAAAUGGAUGACAAAUCAGUCCCUCACGAAGAUUUCCGCGGUGUGGACAGCAAAGCUCCUCAGUUACCUCGUGGUCUUGGUGGCAUUGGUAUGGGACUUGGACCAGGUGGGCAGCCCAUUAGUGCAACACAGUUGAGCAUGGGUGGUGGAAUGGGGAACAUGGGUCCAGGAGGUAUGGGAAUAGAUGGUCCUGGUUUUGGCGGAAUGAAUAGAAUGGGAGGCGGGCUACCUGGAUUUCGCGGAAUGGAAGGAAUGCCUAAUAUGGGAGGAUUUGGAGUCAGCCGGAUGGGAGAAAUGUUCCGUGGUGGAAUGGGAGGAAACAUGGACAGAGACUUUGCUCGUAGUGAAAUGGCACUGAACCGUGGUUUUGGAGAUUCUUUUGGAAGGAUGGGUGGUGCAAUGAUUGGUGUUUUUGCCGGAGGAAUGGGAGCACCUAGAAUGGGCCCAGUGGGAUCUGGAAUGAGUGGUGGAAUGGGCGGUAUGAACAGUAUGCCCGGAGGAAUGGGAAUGGAUCGGAUGAGUGCUGGCUUUGAUCGAAUGGGACCAGCUAUGGGUGGAGGCCUGGACAGGAACAUUGAUAUAGACCGAGGGUUUGUGCCCGGCCCAAUGGGAGGUGCCAUGAAAGAGAGAUUGGGUUCUAAAGGCAACCAGAUAUUUGUGAGAAAUCUCCCUUUUGACUUGACCUGGCAGAAGCUAAAGGAGAAAUUCAGUCAGUGUGGUCAUGUAAUGUUUGCAGAAAUAAAAAUGGAGAAUGGAAAAUCAAAAGGCUGUGGAACAGUCAGAUUUGACUCGCCAGAAUCUGCUGAAAAGGCCUGUAGGAUAAUGAACGGCAUAAAAAUCAGUGGCAGAGAAAUUGAUGUACGCUUGGAUCGCAAUGCAUAAUUUAAAACUGUGUUCAGGAACAUUCCUAUGUCUGUUUAGCUUCUCUAUCCUAGUAAGUCAUUUUUAGUAACAUUGUAUGCUUACGAAAGCUGUAAAAAGGAACUUUUAAAUCCCACCAGCCUUUAACAGUAUAGUGUUUAAUAUACUGUGAUACUUGUUAACUGAAUCUUACGAUGUUUGGUUUUUAAAGACAAUUAGCCUGAUUUUUGUUGUUUUUUUAAGAGGCACUGAGCACCUGUAGGUUCCGUUAGACUAUGGGAACUUUGGAUGCUUGGCGCCUUUGGAAAAUUAGGCCAAGUGUCUCUCUCUAGUCAUUCAGUUUAAAUGAAUGGUUAUACUGUUUUUAAUAAAAUAAGCCAUUUUCUCUGUUAAGAUUGCAUAGUGGGAUUUGUUUAGUGUUUCCUGAUUUUAUUUUAUUUUUUCCCAAGCUCUUGUAUCAACAUUGUAAUGUAAAAACUAGGUGUUUGGUUUUUUUUUUCCUUCCAGAAUUCUAGUUUUAUGUGCUUGUUGUUGUCAUAAUGUAAUUCUUGACUCUAAAGGAAAGGGCUCCAAUUAGGCUGUGAUGUUUUUGUUCUACUUAAUAUUACUUUAAUGCCAUGACUUAGUUCUGUAAAUAAGAUUAAGAGUCCAAUGGAAGUCUUGGAUUUUUUUUUUUUUAUUUGACUAAAUGAAGAAACUGAUCUUUUUCUCUGGCUUUUAUUUUUCAUCAGUAUAAUCACUGAUUAAAACUAGUUGCCACAGACCCUUGUAGGAUUGUUCCCUAUGAUGCCAAGUUCAUAUAAAAUUGAUAAUACAGUAAAUACUAAGUAGAGUAUAAGACAAAUUGCUCCCAAUUUUUUAUCUAUUUUCCAGCCAUUCAGGUGAAUUGCCAGAAAAAUAAAAACAACUGAACAGA
Messenger RNA from Coturnix japonica (Japanese quail), 2857 nucleotides. RefSeq names its product myelin expression factor 2 (gene MYEF2). Gene Ontology annotation, cellular component: cytoplasm; ribonucleoprotein complex; nucleus. Gene Ontology annotation, molecular function: mRNA binding. NCBI's taxonomy places the organism in Eukaryota, Metazoa, Chordata, Aves, Galliformes, Phasianidae. The record is from RefSeq and is a predicted model, not a curated record.